Molecule: messenger RNA, 5927 nt
Organism: Amphibalanus amphitrite
Lineage: Eukaryota; Metazoa; Arthropoda; Thecostraca; Balanomorpha; Balanidae
Product: fibronectin type III domain-containing protein 1-like
Exons: 14
Coding region: 223-4041 (1272 amino acids)
Source: RefSeq, a predicted model, not a curated record
CCCCGAUAUGGUACCCAAUCAGCAAAAUCCGCAAAGCUACCUUACUGUCUGCGCUCUAUCGUCAGUGACCUGCAGCGCCUACUGUCUGAACAUGCAAAGUGUUCAGCACGCCCGGCUGAAUCUUCUUCCUAUCAGCAGGACGACUGUGGAAGCGACUCUUCUAGAGUGCCACCUACCACAGACAAUACUUCAAGAUGUUCAAGUCCGAACCGGCUCUUGCGAAUGCCGAGUUUUGUGUCGCUGUUGCCUGAGCAAGGAAACCCAACGCAGGGUGACGACAGCGAAGCUGGAAGUUCGCAAGAUGGCUCGAGAUGGAGCAUCGCCUCAAUCAGCUCGAGAAUGUCCAGCUUCGUACAAGUGGUAAAACCUGUUCCCAGACGCGAGCCACGUCAAAGCUCAAGGGAUGGCCAGCCACUUGGAAGAUUUUCUAGUGACGAAGGCAACAACGAAGAUGCCAUCUCAGAGCUGCACAGCAGUCGCUCAGGAGCCGUUCCGUCGUCUGGUCGAGUUGAGGAUGCCGGUGUCUCACGCCAGCGUCGGAGCCGUGCUCCUCGUGACCGACCUCCUGCUGACGAUGAGGAUAUCAUGGACCAGGACGCCGCUUCUGAGCUGCACAGCAGUCGCUCAGGAGCCGUUCCGUCGUCUGGUCGAGUUGAGGAUGCCGGUGUCUCACGCCAGCGUCGGAGCCGUGCUCCUCGUGACCGAUCUCCUGCUGACGAUGAGGAUAUCAUGGACCAGGACGCUGCUUCUGAGCUGCACAGCAGUCGCUCAGGAGCCGUUCCGUCGUCUGGUCGAGUUGAGGAUGCCGGUGUCUCACGCCAGCGUCGGAGCCGUGCUCCUCGUGACCGAUCUCCUGCUGACGAUGAGGAUAUCAUGGACCAGGAUGCCGCUUCUGAGCUGCACAGCAGUCGCUCAGGAGCCGCUCCGUCGUCUGGUCGAGUUGAGGAUGCCGGUGUCUCACGCCGGCGUCGGAGCCGUGCUCCUCGUGACCGAUCUCCUGCUGACGAUGAGGAUAUCAUUGACCAGGACGCCGCUUCUGAGCUGCACAGCAGUCGCUCAGGAGCCGUUCCGUCGUCUGGUCGAGUUAAGGAUGCCGGUGUCUCACGCCAGCGUCGGAGCCGUGCUCCUCGUGACCGAUCUCCUGCUGACGAUGAGGAUAUCAUGGACCAGGACGCCGCUUCUGAGCUGCACAGCAGUCGCUCAGGAGCCGCUCCGUCGUCUGGUCGAGUUGAGGAUGCCGGUGUCUCACGCCGGCGUCGGAGCCGUGCUCCUCGUGACCGAUCUCCUGCUGACGAUGAGGAUAUCAUGGACCAGGACGCCGCUUCUGAGCUGCACAGCAGUCGCUCAGGAGCCGCUCCGUCGUCUGGUCGAGUUGAGGAUGCCGGUGUCUCACGCCGGCGUCGGAGCCGUGCUCCUCGUGACCGAUCUCCUGCUGACGAUGAGGAUAUCAUGGACCAGGACGCCGCUUCUGAGCUGCAAGGCAGUCGCUCAGGAGCCGUUCCGUCGUCUGGUCGAGUUAAGGAUGCCGGUGUCUCACGCCAGCGUCGGAGCCGUGCUCCUCGUGACCGAUCUCCUGCUGACGAUGAGGAUAUCAUGGACCAGGACGCCGCUUCUGAGCUGCACAGCAGUCGCUCAGGAGCCGUUCCGUCGUCUGGUCGAGUUGAGGAUACCGGUGUCUCACGCCAGCGUCGGAGCCGUGCUCCUCGUGACCGACCUCCUGCUGACGAUGAGGAUAUCAUGGACCAGGACGCCGCUUCUGAUGAUGACAGUGUGGCAGACCCUACAUUCCACCCAGACGGCGCGACGGACGACGACAGCAGUGGGGACUUGGAGGUUUCCAACGAAGACCCCUUCGAAAGCGCAGCGUCUGAUGCCGAUGGGAGUCAAACCACCUCAUCCAUCCCUGCUGCUCAUGCCUCGUCUGAGGCUGACCAUGUAUCUGUGGAACAUUGGAAAACGACGCGGAAACAAAAUGCUUGUCCUUUCUGUUUCAAACGUCAGACAAAGUUUACCCGGCACCUCUUGCGACGGCACAAACACGAACGAGAGGUGAAACACGGGCGCUUGCUUCUGCCAGGGAAAGAGAGACGUGCGUACUUUGAGAAGCUGGCACACAAGGGCAAUUUUGCCUACAACUCUGAUGUCAUUCGACGAGGUCGUGGCACGUUGAUACCGGCGAGGAGGCCUGAAAAAGGAACGACAGUCAGUGACAAAGACAUGCUGCCAUGCGGCAAAUGUUUGGGUCUAUUUAGCCGCAAAAACUUGUACCGCCACAGAUGUUACAACCAAGACAGUACCGAGCCUUACACAAGAGUGCAGGCCCAGAGUAGGGGUCUGUUCCCACCCACGCAGGGCGGGGGAGCCGCGUUGAGGCUGGUACUCGACAAAAUGAGGGACGAUGAAGUUGGUGAUAUCGUGAAAACUGAUGAAAUGAUUCUCAAACUGGGAGAACGGCUCUACGUCAGUAUGGGCCAUCUGCCGCACCAACACGCACACAUCCGCAACAAGCUGCGGGAGCUUGGACGUCUCGUGCUCGAGCUGAGGCGAGCAGUUGGCGACCCGAACGCGACUCUCCGGGAGUAUUUACAGCCCGGUAAAUUCAAGGACAUUGUAGAGGCAACACGAUGUGUAGCUGGUUUCCGAGAUGGAGAAGUUCAGACGCCAUCAGUGGCAUUAAAGAUAGGAUUUUCUCUUUCCGAGUGUGCUGGCAUUCUGAAGUCUGAGUCAAUCAUGAACGAGGAGGAGGAUGGUGUAACGGCUGCCGACCGAUUCUUGGAGCUGUACCGCCGGGAGUGGAAAAUCAUGGUGUCAUCCCGCGCUCUGGGCACGCUGGCAGAAAGGAAAUGGAACGCUCCCUCAAAUCUCCCCGUUCAGGAGGAUGUCCAAAGAGUGUCUGGUGUCUUGGAAGACGAGCUCAAAAAGGCAAGUGCGCAGUUGCAGGAAGCGCCAACCAUUCAGAGCUACGUGAACCUCGCCCGAGCGACGUUGGCCACUGUGAUGCUGUUUAACAGACGGAGACCGGGGGAAACCGCGAGAUUGACCACAGCAACGUUCGCGAAGCGUAGUCGUUCAGUGAACGAAGAAAUAACCGAGCACUUGUCCAAGCUUGAGCAGGAACUUUGCCGGGAGCUGACGCAUGUCACCGUCAGGGGCAAGCGUGGAAUCGGCGUACCCAUGCUCCUGACUGCAAAGAUGGUCGAGACCAUGGAACUGCUUGUCGCCAGCAGAUCUCGUGCAGGUAUAUCAAGUGACAACCCCUAUCUGUUUACAAGUGGUGUGGAAGGAGAUGCUGCCCCGCUGCGUGGGAGCGAUUGUGUGCGGCUGUUCGCGAAGAAGGCUGGUGCGACGAACAUCUCUGCGACAUCGUACCGUAAGCACGCUGCAACUAUGCUGCAACUGUUACAGCUAAGUGACACUGAACUUGAUGUCGUGGCUCGCUUUAUGGGCCACGACAUUCGGGUGCAUCGGUCUUAUUAUAGGCUACCCGAGCGGACAGUAUAUGCGGCUAAAGUGAGCAAAAUCCUCAUCGCAAUGGAAACAGGCAUGGGAGAAUUCGCCGGACAGAAACUGAACGAUCUUGACCCAGUGAACAUGAGCUGCGGGGAUCGGGGAUCUGAUGAAGACGCUGCUCUUGGUGAAGAAGCGGAAGAUGUUGAAGGACAAGAGACAGAGACACAAAGCGGACAGGAGACACAAAGAGGAGACACAAAGCGGACAGGAGACACAAACGGACAGGAGACAGAGAGCACAAAGCGCGUGGGAAAGAAACGGAAGGACAGCGAGAGCACGGAAGCUCCAGCUCGUAUUUACAGGCCGACCCAGAAGAAGCCGGUUAAGAGAACCGGAUGGACACCAGAAGAAAGGGAAGCCGUUGCCUUCUGGAUGAAAGACAACAUACGUGAUUUAAAAUGCCCGACGAUGUCCCAGUGUGUUGAGGUUCUGAAAAAAGAGUCCCGGCUUCACCGACGAUCAUGGAAAGAUUUAAAAUUUUGCACAUACAACAUGAUUCAAACUCACAAGCGACGCCUCCUUCGCAAAUGAUCUGUUACCUUGCUCGACACAUUGCCCGAAAAGACGGUAAAUAACUUUUGAAAAUACCCAUCUCCAAUUUUAGUGUUUUCUGGACCAAAGUUUUGCGAGGAAUCCGAUGGUGUGGUCAUCGAAAUCUCAAAAACUGUAUUUUGGAGAUAGCACCUAUUUUUAGGAAAAAUUGUCAUGCCAUAAUAUAAGACAAAUAAAUUGAAUAAAUUAAUAAAUAUAAAAUGUUAUUAGUUAAUUUUUGUAACGACACUAAAAUGUGUCGAACAUGAAUUAGUGAUAUAUUUUAGCUGAAAUACUAGAUCCGCGCACACAUGUACAUGAACUAGUACAGUAACCCUCGCCGGCCGAGAAGGUGUUGGGCGGGUGCCACCUCAUGGGGCUUUUCGCGAUAGCUCAAAACACACCGGGGUAGACAGCUGAUACUUUGCAUACCUAACCUUUGAUUUAAGCUGGUUCUUGUGACACCAACCGCAUUUUCAGGUCAGGUCAGGUCACUAACCUAUGACGUCAUAAGUGAACCUCUGCACGGUCCUCAGAUGUUGCAACUUCACAACGCCCUCAGUGCCAGAGGAACUUUCAUAGGAAGAUGAAACUUACAGGACGUAAUAUCCUCCAUAGGUCUCACAACUUGCAUAUCUCUGAUUUUUACCAAAGGUUACAUGGCGUCAGGUCGGUCAUGUGACCUCACCAUUGUAAGUCAAUGGGGGAAAUAUAAAAACUGUUAUUUUGGCGCCGGAAAUGAUCUAAAACUAUCCCAAGCACAUGGAAUUGUGGUUUCAUGCACGGUUUCAUGCACUCCUUGCAAGGUCCGAUCAUGAAACCACGAUCCAUGUGCUUGGGAUAGUUCUAGAUCAUUUCCGGCGCCAAAAUAACGUUUUUCAUAUUUCCCCAUUGCCUUAUAAAUGGUGAGGUCACGUGACCGACCUGACCUCAUGUGACAUAUGGGUAAAAUCCGAGAUAUACAAGUUGUGAGACCUAUGGAGGAUACUACGUCCUGUAAGUUUCAUCUCCCUGUGAAAGUUCCUCUGGCACUGAGGGCGUGGCAAAGUUGCAACAUCUGAGAACCGUGCAGAAGUUCAAUUAUGACGUCAUAGGUUAGUGACCUGACCUGACCUGAAAAUGCGGUUGGUGUCACAAGAUUCAGCUUAAACCAAAGGUUAGGUAUGCCAAGCUUCAGCUGUCUACCCCCGGCGUGUUUUGAGUUAUCGCGAAAAACCCUAUGAGGCGACACCCGCCCAACUCCUUCUCGGCCGGGGAAGGUGAUUUCGAUGACCACCCCAUCGGAUUCCUCGCAAAAUUUUGGUCCAGAAAACACUUAAAUCGGAGAUGGGUAUUUUCAAAUGUUAUUUAUCGUCUUUUGGGGCAAUGUGUCGAGCUAGGACCCACAACACCCCGUGUUGUAUCCCGUACUAGCCGUGAGCUUCUGGUAGAGCAGCUAUCAGCCCGGUUCUCAGGGUAACCUGUGUGGUGCGGGAUCAUCGUGUAUUAUAUGUGAGCGUACAUUUGCUCACGUUUGUUUGUACGUUUCUAUGUUCGUUCAAUGCUAACGAGCGAAGGUUAUGCUGCGCACGGAGACCCCCAACCAGUGGUGAUUGUAGUUGUGCUGGUACCCCGUGCUGUACCGUGUUGUACCUCGCAUUAUCUGUGAGUGUCUGGUUCUGUGACAUUUAUCUGUGACAUUCAGCGUUCAUUAUCUGUGACAUUCCGGUCACCUGCUUCUCGGGUCGAUCCAUGAGUCGUCCGUGAGUAGUCCUCACGGAUCCGGCGAUCCGUGAGUAGUCCUUUUCUUGUGUUGCACCGUGCCUUAUAUGUGAGCGUACGCUUGUUAAAAGUACAUGUGUUGCUCACUCAAGGAACAAACUGUGUAAUACAUGUGUUCUUCUGCA